AUGCAACAAUACAAAUUUCAAACCAAGGUGAUAAGUUGGUGCGAUUCUAAGGGAAAUGAGCACACAAAUAAAAUAAUUCUUCAGAAUCAAAAUGGUCCGUGUUUUGUGAUUUCAUUAAUCAACAAUAUUAUAUUAUCACAGGAACUUAAAGAUUCCAAAGAAUGGCAUGUUGUUGGUUCCUCUACUCGAAACAAUUCUAGUUCUCGACAGAACAACUCCGCUGGGCAAAAUGUAAAUUUAUCAGUUGAUCUUGGUGACAGUCUACCACCUGUGGUUAAAACUACAGAUAUUCAAAAUUUGAAUGCGCUUCUUGCCAGGAGUGAAAAUGUGUCUUUGAAUGCCUUGCUUGAUGAAUUGACGAAUAUCUUGUUUGCUGUAAAUGAAAGAUGCUCUGUGACAUUAGGCGGUCCAGUAAUUGACAUGAAGGCUGUUCUGGAUACGCUUCCAUCAAUUGAGACUGGUCUAAAUAUUAAUUUACAAUUGGAUAAACCGGUGAUUAAUGAUUUUGCCGAAUAUACACCUAUAGUGAACGAGCUACUCAAUAUAUUCGAUAUCAAAAUAUUACAUGGCUUUAUUGCGGACAGUGAUGAAUUAAGUAAAUCGGAGAAAAGUAUGCAUUUUGAUAAGAUCCAGGAAACAAUGGUGGAGGCUCUGGAAUUGCACCCAGAAUUGAAUGACUACACGGAAAUUCAGGAAUAUAAUAACAAAAAUGAAGGUAAUAACAUUGACGUUGUGAAACAAUAUUUUCGACUUAAAAGGUUUCUUGAGAAGAAUAAAACGCAGUUAACAAAGAAGGGUAUAGAUAUUCUUAAAACAGAUGAUUCCAUUUUAAAUGAUAACCAAUUUGGAAUCUUCUUCAGAAACGAUCACUUUAGUACAAUUUAUAAAGCUGGACGAAAUAUAUAUUUGCUUGUUAAUGAUGAAGGAUUUAAAGAUGAACCAAAUAUUAUUUGGCAGGUCUUGGCAAGUAUUAGCGGUGGCAAAGAUGAAUUUUUGACUGGUAAUUUUGAAAAGCCGGACCCUGCAUUAUUGGAGAAAAACGCCAAAAGAAGACUUGAAAGUCCGAAGACCGUGGAUUUGACUGGUGAUGAGCUUUUAGCCAGGCAGCUGCAGCAAGAAGAAGAUGCGGAGAUUUCUAAAUCUCUUCAAAGGAAAUAUGAUGAUGAAAGCCAACAGAUUGAAUUAAAAAGGAAGCGAAAAGUGAAGAGAAAACGAAGUAAGGGGAAACGUAAUCAGAAACGUCGGGAAGAGGACACAAGAAUUCAAAACAAAACGAAUGUGGAACAAGGCUCGGAUAAAAAAGAGGCGAAGAAAUCUGACAGCGAAGGAUGUGUUAUACAGUAG
Molecule: messenger RNA, 1344 nt
Organism: Brettanomyces bruxellensis
Lineage: Eukaryota; Fungi; Ascomycota; Pichiomycetes; Pichiales; Pichiaceae
Exons: 1
Coding region: 1-1344 (447 amino acids)
Biological process (GO): protein K48-linked deubiquitination
Cellular component (GO): cytosol; cell periphery
Molecular function (GO): K48-linked deubiquitinase activity; cysteine-type deubiquitinase activity; cysteine-type carboxypeptidase activity
Source: RefSeq, a predicted model, not a curated record